ACUGAGAGGUUAUGUCGGCGUCACAUCUGAGUUUGUUUUGAUUCUCGACAAGGCUAUAUUUAUCACUUUAUCUCUGUUCUUCUGGAAAUUCUCAUUAAAUAUCCGUCAAUUGCGCCAGAUAAACACUCGACGCUAUCAUGGGUGGUGGUGAUUUGAAUGCCAAGAAGUCCUGGCAUCCCAACACGCUGAAGAACCAGGAGCGCGUGUGGAAGGUGGAGCAGGCGGAUGCGGCCGAGAAGAGGAAGAUGGCAGAGCUGCAGAAGGAGAUCUCGGAGGAGCGCAGCCGGGAGGAGUUGAAGAAAAUAGCACACACCUCCGGAGUCAUUGACAUGGGUGAAGAUAAGAAGCUGGAGUGGAUGUACAAGGGCCCCACGGAGUUGGUGAAUCGCGAGGAGUACCUCCUGGGCAGGCCCGUGGACAAGACCUUCGAGCAACUCACCGCGGAAGCGGACAAUCAGUUGAUUGGCGUGACUGUGCCCAAGAAUCACGUCGAGCACGAGUGCAUACCGUUCUCCAUCCGGGCGUUUCGGGGCACUCAGGGUGGGGAGCAAGUGGACAUGGCGCGGAAGAUCAUGGAGGAUCCCCUGAUGGCGAUAAAGCAGAAGGAAAUGGAGUCGCGAAGGAAGAUUCUGGAGAAUCCCGUGAAACUCAAGGAGUUGCACAGAUUGCUGAAGAAGGAUCAGCCCAAAUCGUCGAAGAAGAGCAAGAAGAAGGACAAGAAGAAGCGGAAGAGGAGGAGGAGCUCAAGUUCUGACUCUGAUGGUGGCGAUUUGGAUGCAUUGUUGGCGAAAAAGUACAAGAAAAUCCAAUCCGUGAUCAAUGACGAGAAGGGAGAGGCGAAUUUGGACCUCAAUCAGCUGCUGGAGGACAAGUAUGACAAGCUGUCCAAGGAGCUAGACAAGAUGGGAAGCAAGAAGAAGCACAGCAAGCGCAAGAGGAGUCCUUCGCCGGUGCGAUCCAGGCGAGUGAUGGAUGACGACGAGGGAAGCUCGAGGAUAGUCACGAAGAAUUACGGGCUGGUGUCUGCCGAUGGGAAGUCCAUCAGGAUUGAGGGGAAACAUCGCCGGGAGGAGCGAUCCAGGCCGUCAGAGACUGAGACGAGCUCGCGAAAGGCCAAAGCCUGGACACGACCGGAGCGCCAGCGUCUCACGGAGGCGGAGAAGGAGGCGAAGCGCCGGGAGAUGAUGGACAACGCUGUGUGGCGAGAUCGGGAGCGCGAGAGGAACGUGAGGCGCUAUCGGGAGGAUGAUCGCGUGCAGAAGGCCAGGGAGGAGGGCCGUGAAUUCGACAGGAACUUCAUCAACAAGGAGCUCCACAAGGCCGUGAGUCGGGAGACCGUGGAGUCGCGCAUCAAGAGCAACGUGAACAACAUCCAGCGCUCCUCGCACUCCAUGAACGCCAAUUUCGCUCGGCGGUAGGCAGAGAGCAGCGGGCGUCUUAGUGACGAACCGCCCCAACCCCCCGGACGGAGAGGCAUCGAGGGAAAGUGGGUCAGGGAGAAAGUGUUCCCCACUGGGGAGCUAAAAAUAUACACACACGGCACACGGAGUGCUGGCGAAGGCAGCAUUCGCCCUGCUCUCGGAGAGAGGCCGUUCACCCCCCCGAAGGAAGAAGAAAUGCCAGGAGGAAUCGAGGGACUUUUCGGGACUCAACCCCAAUAAUUUCGUUGAUGUGACGACAAAGGAGGGCGCGACCACCCUUACUAUCCACGCAUCCCAAGAUGCGCGCAAGCCAAGGAAUUCUCUGCAGCAGUUCAACGACCCUCGUGAGCUUUCUCUUUCGGGGAAAAAUAUAGGUUGGUCGGGAAACAUUUUCGCCCACAAAUUUUCGGGGGUGCGUUGCGUGUGUGUGCGUGUGUGCGUUAAGGGAAUUGAAUUUUCGAUGGGGAAGAAUAAAGAAUGAGGGUAGAGAGGAAGUGUUUGGCUGACAUCCUUGCCAUCCAGAGAGAGAGAGAAAGGAAUGGGGAUUAUUACAGGCCGAGAAGAGGGAUAUAUUCAACAUUCUUAUCAGGAAUGUAUCUAAUUUCCCAAUUGAACAAUGAGAUGUUUGUUCUAUUGCAAGUCUUCCUUCGCGCGCGUUUCUCCAUAUUUCGGAUUUCUUAUCAUUUGCUGUGUUGAAAAUUGUGUAUAAAAUUAAUCGGAAAAGAAACCGCCAUAAAUGUUAUAAAAGCAAGAAAGG
Phlebotomus argentipes is the source of this 2178-nucleotide messenger RNA. RefSeq names its product pre-mRNA-splicing factor CWC25 homolog (gene Cwc25). The transcript has 2 exons. Gene Ontology annotation, cellular component: U2-type spliceosomal complex. The coding region runs from base 138 to 1418 and encodes 426 amino acids. The record is from RefSeq and is a predicted model, not a curated record. NCBI's taxonomy places the organism in Eukaryota, Metazoa, Arthropoda, Insecta, Diptera, Psychodidae. Gene Ontology annotation, biological process: mRNA splicing, via spliceosome.